UUCCAAUCCCCACUUCAAAGAUUCCAAAGGACAACCCAACCUAGAAGUGAUCGACCAACGUCCAAAACUCCUUUAUAGAUCAUCAUCCAUCCUAGACGACCCCUCUCCUUUCUCUAUAUCUAUCCUAACUUCCAGACACCAAUCUAUCUCCAACAGAACAUUUUAGUUUCCUUGAAUCAAAACCUCAAAAUUAAAGUCCAAUAAUGCCUCCUGUCCACUCUAGCCCGUUCUUCCAAAUGGAGAAUCCCGCAAUACUAUCUUUGCUCCGGCAUAGUACUACUCCGGGGGAGAAACGUACAAAAUCCACCGGCGGGCUCCUGAAAAUGUUCAAGCUCUUCCCCAUGUUGACCUCAGGGUGCAAGAUGGUGGCACUUUUGGGCAGACCCAGAAAGCCUCUACUCAAAGACAAUGCCACAACGGGGACUAUCUUCGGUUAUCGCAAAGGGAGAAUGAGUUUAGCCAUUCAAGAGGACCCUCAUUGCAUGCCCAUCUUCGUCAUCGAGCUGCCCAUGCACAGCAGUGCUUUCCACAAGGAAAUGGCGUCGGAUAUCGUCAGAAUUGCGCUGGAGAGUGAUACCAAAACCCAGAAAAAGAAACUGUUGGAGGAGUUUGUUUGGGCAGUGUACUGUAAUGGAAGAAAGACCGGGUUUUCCAUCAGGAGAAAGCAAAUGUCCGACGAUGAACUUUAUGUCAUGCAGCAUUUGCGAGGGGUUUCCAUGGGCGCCGGGGUUCUUCCGAGUCCCUCGGAAAAGGAAACGGCGUAUGGGGAAUUGACGUACAUGAGAGCAAGAUUCGAAAGAGUUGUUGGAUCUAAGGAUUCUGAAGCUUUGUACAUGAUAAAUCCAGAUGGUGCUGCAGGGCCAGAAUUGAGUAUUUUCUUUGUAAGGGCUCAUUAGAGUUUUGAUUAUCUAGUAGAACUAUAUAUAUAAACCAAGAACUUUGAUCAAAGUUACAUAAAAAUCAUUUUCUCAAGCC
Messenger RNA from Juglans regia (Persian walnut), 975 nucleotides. RefSeq names its product protein MIZU-KUSSEI 1-like. The transcript has a single exon. Gene Ontology annotation, biological process: hydrotropism. NCBI's taxonomy places the organism in Eukaryota, Viridiplantae, Streptophyta, Magnoliopsida, Fagales, Juglandaceae. The record is from RefSeq and is a predicted model, not a curated record. Bases 204 to 896 code for a protein of 230 amino acids.